AGAACUUUUUCGUAGAAUUUGUGCAUGCCGAGUAACUCCGUGAAAACUUCUGGUCGCAGUUCAAACAACCUGCCGACUUGGUCCGACGCACGAAUGGCGAAUUUUACCUGUUCAAAUCGGGGCCGAGGCAAAAUUAUUAUUUUGUUUCCGUUACUCUUAAUGUUUUUUCUACCUAAAGGUAAGUUUAAUCGAAUGCUUAAACCGAAACAUACGCGUCGUUCUGAUUUAUAUUCGACAAAACUUUAUAUUACGCGUCAGAAAAAUUAGUAAAAAUCUAAAAGACAACAAAUACAAUUACAAACGUUGGCGAGGUUUGUGUGUUCACCGGACACAGGAACUAAUGUGCAAGCCUGAUGAUUUGAAAAAAACUCAAUGAAUUCCAAUUCUUUUUACAAUCAAUCGACGACAGGAUAUAAGCCUUAGAAGAGAAAAAAUUAGUUUCACUCAUUCCAGUUUAAAUGUUUUAACUGACAUAUGUAAUUAGAGACGAUGAGACAACCGCGCUCAAAGAAAUCAGUAUCUUUUAAAUGCAUAUUAAAUCUCUCUUGUCAUUUCUUUUUCAAGUAUUCAUUCUCAAUAAUUCCAAUUUUACUUUGAACUGGUUCAAAAAUAUUAAUUUACUUAUCUCAACACUAUUCCGAUCACUCGGAGACUUAACUCGUUGAACCACGGCAGCCGUCUCUGUUCUUAAAUUAAAGCGUACAAAUUUUAUAACAAAAGUUUCAGAGACCCUCGAGCAAGACAUGGUAAGAAAUAAGUAAAUACCUCACGAAAUUGACGGAUGACCGCCAGAAACCUGCGGUGUCGCUCUAUGAAGCUAUCAUGAAUGUCUACCUUGCUAAGUCAGCUUUUUGUGAGGGCUUUGAGGUUUCAGAGCAUCAAAACAAGUAUAGUGACGCCGCAAGAGGAUUAUGUGUGAAGAGAAAAUUGAGUUUUCCCCGUUUCGUGGUUGGUGCGACUUAAAUUCUUCUCCCAAAAACCCGGCAGCUUUGUAAAGUAUUACACGUAAAAUGAAAAUGAGUAGAUAACUAACAUGAUAUACUCGUUUACUGGAAAAAUAAAACCGUACGUUUCCUAUUCAUCUCAUCUUAUCACCAAAGCUUCUUUAGAAAUCUACGGACUUAAUUCCUUUACUUUACUUCUUCUUCUGUCCUUCUCUGUUUCUAAAAAUUUGAUUUGACUCCGAAAAUCCAAGCAGAAAUUGAAAACGACAAAGUUUUCCAUCACGAUGGAUUAUCUGACUUCAGUUUUGUGGUGCAUAGGUGCAACGUAAAGAUUUUAAUCAGUCUUACAACUGGUAUUACUAACACUUUAAUUCUCGGAUGAUAAUCUGCAAAAUCAAUACUAUUAUCGUUAUUCGCUUCGAGCUAAAAUAACCAUGUGAUAAAACACAAAAUUUAAUUUUUCCUUUCUUAGAAUCACGUCUAUAAUGAGGCGAAGGACUGUUUCUCAUACUAGCAAAAUUAAAAAGAAGCGAGUUUUUAUUUUCGUUUUCAUAUGCCUUCUAGACAUAUCAAAGCAAAAACAAAGUUACAGGGGGCUUAUUCAAUCUCUCUUCUCAAAAAGCCAGAUGGUAAAAGGGAUUUAUUCAAAGUGAUUUUAGCGAAAGCAAGAAAAACACACACCCCUCCAAUGAUUUUCAGGCUAUUUUCGCUAUUGUGUGGCGCGUUCUCCAUUAAUAUUCCUUUCAAAUUUAACGCCGGUAAGUCUUAAUAAGUCCCGAUGUGUCACGACAUGUUAAUCCAUUUAUAAAACCUUUCACGCGCAGCGUACGAGUUUCGCAAUAAGGUAGAACCAUCAGAAAGUUAAGAAGCAACCAUGUUUGGCAAUAAUAUUGCCUGUAAACUCCAUCAUCAUUAUCAUCUUUGUCAUCAUUAUUAUCAGCAGUGGUAGUAGUAAGAGUGCAUAUUUCAACGUAACGCUCAGACAUCGAGUUAGCUAAGCCAAGCAAAAAACAGCUUUCGUAUAGUUAACAGCCUCCUCAGACUCAUAUUAAUAUCGUUAUCAUCAUAAUUUAUAUCUUUUUUAGCAUUUAGCCUACGAUGUAACGUCUGCGAAAGCGGAGAGUCAUGGGAAAACUGCGACAGAAACAUGACGAUAAAAGAGUGUACCGCACAAGAAGGGAGAUGCGUCAAAUAUGACUAUCACGUGACAUACGAUAACACUACCAUGCCACAAUCAAAGCGUUUUCGACGUGAUUGUUUGCCUCCAGCCCAGUGCUCUAGCAGUACACUUCAAGCUUGUAGAGACCUCGAGGAGCCUGGUAUCCCGAUGAAAGUAACGUGUCACGUGUCAUGUUGUGCCGAAGACUCUUGCAAUUCUCAAGUAAAGACAAGUGCCUCUGUUCUAGUAAUGAUUAUCAUUCUUCUAACUGGGGCCACCUUUCAAAUUUAAGAGACAGUAAGAACAUUGUUGUCUCUUUAUUCAACACAUUGAACUGAUCCCUGGAAAAACUGCCUCUUUUAUGAUCAAUCGUCAUCAACUUGACCAAAUGUUAUGUCGUUAAGUUUAUUGACUGUUUUUUUCAAUGUCAAGAAAGAUUUUAUUUCACAGUGGAGAACAUUUAGAAGUAAUUAUAAUUUGCUUGAAUAAUAGGCCCAACAAACUGAUUGGGGUCCAAUUUUAAUCAACUUUAAGCCACAUUUCCUUCCUUUCCGAUUUCGAAUCACAUGUGAUAUUAAAGCACAAAAUGUAUAUAGUUGUGGAAAAAUCCAGUUCGGGUUUAAUACAAAUGAUCAUUCAAUGGCAGAUUAGCAUUCAGACACACACUCAAGAAAUUCACACAAGCACUUUAAAAUAAGCACUAACACUACUUAUGCAAGUUUGCAAGAUUGAGUAGCUCUGCUUGUGGGCGCAGGAGGAAGACCAUGCGCAUACGUGCAUUUUGGGCGCUGCUGUAAAAGCCCCUCAAUUUCUUAAUAAACAU
Pocillopora meandrina is the source of this 2926-nucleotide messenger RNA. The record is from the annotation of a GenBank genome assembly. NCBI's taxonomy places the organism in Eukaryota, Metazoa, Cnidaria, Anthozoa, Scleractinia, Pocilloporidae.